This is a messenger RNA of Musa acuminata AAA Group (dessert banana), 1620 nucleotides long. Its product is annotated as APO protein 3, mitochondrial. Bases 140 to 1378 code for a protein of 412 amino acids. The record is from RefSeq and is a predicted model, not a curated record. Gene Ontology annotation, molecular function: RNA binding. The transcript has 3 exons. NCBI's taxonomy places the organism in Eukaryota, Viridiplantae, Streptophyta, Magnoliopsida, Zingiberales, Musaceae.
AAACGACAAAAUAUGCGACACGGAGCACUUCCUUUUUUUCCUAACUAAAGCUCCUAUUUCCCGUAUCUUAUCUCGCUACUAUUCCCGUUCCCAAAGCCAAUAGCUCCGUCGUUUCCGAAUCCCAUUUAGAUGCGAUUAGAUGAAGGUCUUGAAGCGGGCCGUGCACAUGUUACCCAGACGAAUCAGUGGGUUGAUAAAGCAGCGUCGCUCCGAAGGUGUUCGACGAAAUGUCUCAGCGAGUUUAGUGCCAGCAUUCUACACGGAUCCCGCUCGGUCGACCGAGCACGUUGAGCUUCCGAGGAGGCGACAGAGAUCAGAAAGGAAGCCGCUCGUGACGGCCGUCAGCGAGCUCAAACGGAGAGCAAGAUCCGAGAGGCAAUCGAGGCAGGUGGUGAGAGAGAUCACGCUGCGGCCGCCCGAGAAUGGGCUUUUGGUCAAGAGAUUAGUUCCCGUGGCACAUGAGGUUUUUAACGCAAGGCAGGUGCUCUUCGGCUGCGCUUCGAGGGUGUUGGGCAAUGUCCCCGUUCAUGUGUGCAGAGUGUGUGGAGAAGUUCAUGUAGGAACAGUUCCUCAUCUUAUACGCACAUGUGAUGUUGCUGGAAGCCCGGCAAGCAAAGAGCACAGCUGGACAAGAGGAGGAAUCGAGCAUGUUCUUCCUCUGGUUGAGUCCUUUCAUCUCUAUGAUAGAUUGGGCAGGGCAGUCUCACACGAGGAACGGCUGCUGGUUGAUAGGAUUCCAGCUGUCGUAGAGCUCUGCAUCCAAGCAGGCGUGGAUGUUCCCGAGUACCCUACAAAGAGACGGAUCUUUCCAGUCUAUAAUGUUGCAGGAAAGAUGAUUGAUUUUGAAAGGAAGUUUCCUCGAGAUUAUUCCAAUGGAAAAGAUAUCCAAACACAAGGUUUUUGGGAGAAAAAGAACAGCCAAAGAUGCAGUGAUUCUCAACCAUUCCCAUAUGCUGAUAGUGCACAAGGUAUAGCUACACAGGGAAUGGAAGCAUGGGAGAAGUUGCGGUCAGGUGUUUCGAAGCUAAUGACAGAGUACAUUGCUCAAACAUGUGGAUUUUGCCCUGAGGUCCAGGUGGGUAUCAAGGGCCAUCGGGCGAGGAUCUGCCAAGCUUACAAGCACCAAAUGCGAGAUGGACAACACGCUUGGCAGGAGGCCACUUUGGACGAUCUCGUGCCACCGGUGUAUGUAUGGCAUGUGCCCGACGCACGCAGUGGCAAGCCACUGAUGAAUGAGCUGAGGAGGUACUAUGGAAAGUUACCUGCUGUGGUUGAGUUGUUUUCUCAGGCCGGUGCCAGUAUCGACGAGGCCUAUCGCGGCAUGAUGAGGGGAGAUGUGACCGUGCCUGAGUUGGAUGAAGAGAAGUUGGUCAUAUGAAAUGUGAAGCUGCAGCUGAAUCUUCUACUCGGAUUGUUGGAAGAUGGCAUGUAUCCUUAAUGCUGCUUCUUGGUGCCAACAAGAGCCAAGAGCGUAGCUGGGAGCUAUGACUUGUGUGUCGAAGAUGUGAGGAAAAUGAAACAACUCUUGUCCUAUUUCAUAUGAAUUAGCAAGAUCAACAUGCUAGAUUUGUAAUCCUUUUAGCAAGGCCGGCAUGCUGCCAAUUGUUGUGUGUUUGGAAC